Molecule: messenger RNA, 1664 nt
Organism: Oppia nitens
Lineage: Eukaryota; Metazoa; Arthropoda; Arachnida; Sarcoptiformes; Oppiidae
Product: zinc finger protein 771-like
Exons: 5
Coding region: 124-1620 (498 amino acids)
Biological process (GO): regulation of transcription by RNA polymerase II
Molecular function (GO): DNA-binding transcription factor activity; RNA polymerase II cis-regulatory region sequence-specific DNA binding
Source: RefSeq, a predicted model, not a curated record
UCGAAAGCCAUGUUUUGAGACAACUGUUUGACUGAUAUAUUGAAAGACAACUAAAACUCAGUUAUUAUUACGGAAUAAAUGUUUGUUACAGUUGUGGUCAUUGACUGACACGUCGGGCCAUUCAUGGACUCCUUGACCUCCAAUUUCGCAACGGCUUUGUCCGCAAAAGACAAUAUCAUUGAAGAAAAGCUCAAAGAGAUCGAUGAGUUGAAGAAAUUGGUGGAACAGCUCAAGAAAGAAAAGGAGUCGGAGUUUAGAGACAAAACUGAACUUCAGAUCAAAUUGGAUGAAAUCGUUACAAAUGCUAAUCAAGACGUCAGUCAAGACAUCAAUCAAACCAAUGAACAGAUUUUCAGUUAUGCUGAAGAAGGACAUGAUUUGGAUGAUUAUGGGAUCAGAAGAUCAAGAAGACGCAAACGAAGACCUAAAAAGUUGAUCGAUGUUUCGGUUGAACCGAAAGUCGUGUCCAUUUCCACUCCGAUUGCCAACAAUGGACAACCGCGCAGAAGAGGUCGACCGAGACUCAAACCUCUGGAAGCAAAAGUGGAAAUCGAAGAAAUAGUGGAAUACGAGAGUAAAGACAUUAUCGCUGAAGAAAUAGUUGAAAGCAGUGUUGAGAUCUCGACAGUCGAUGAAGUCUUAGUCACGGAUUCGGUGUCACCAAUAGUCAGACGCAAGUUUCCGCAUCACUGCGAUUGGCCGGGUUGUGAACGAAGUUUUCGUCGUCCGGCGUUUCUCCGAAAACACAAACGCGUUCAUACGGGAGAAAAACCAUUCAAAUGCCAAUACGACGGCUGUACGUUCGCCAGCGCCGAUAUCUUUUGUUUGCGGACUCAUGAAAUGCGACACACGGGAGAAAAGCCGUAUAAAUGCAAGAUUCCUGGAUGUGGUUGGAGUGGUCGCCAACAAACCAGUUAUGACAGACACCGACGCGUCAUUCACGGCAAUCAACGAAUCUUCCAAUGCGAUUGGCCGGGAUGUGAUCGGCGGUAUCGCGACAAACAUUCGCUCAAUUAUCACCGAAAGUCUCAUACGGGAGAAAAGGAGUUCAUGUGUUCUUUUGUCAAUUGCGGCAAAAGGUUUAUCGGCAGAAGUGAUAUGAAGAAACACGAAAGCACUCACAAUGCCGUCAAACCAUACAAGUGCUCGUGGCCCGGGUGUGGACGCAGUUUUGUCCAGAAACGGUAUCUCGCUCUACACAACCUCAAACACACGGGCGAAAGACCCUAUCCUUGCGAUUGGCCGGGAUGUGAGUGGAGGUCAUUCACACCACACGAACAGGCGAAGCACAAGAAGACACAUACGGGUGAACGUCCGUAUCCUUGCGAAAGAUGUGAACGACGUUUUGCCGAUGAAAGCAACUUAAAGGCCCAUUUGAGGACAGUCCACGAUGGACAGAAGAAUCAUCAGUGCCAUUAUCCCGGAUGUGGCAAAAAAUAUACAGUCAGACGAACACUACUCAUUCAUCAGAUGAAAGCUCACCCCAACAUGUCUACAGUCAUCACUGGUCAUACCCUCACUAUUCCCGUAACGACGAUCGCACCGAUUACCGGUCUUCUCGAAUUAGAUGAUUCGGAAGCGCAAGAGAUUCAAACCAUUAUUGUGACGACUGAUGAAUGAAAAGUCGUUUUAAUUAUGAUUUAUAUAAAUAUAGUUUUUUCAAA